This is a messenger RNA of Pestalotiopsis fici W106-1, 1737 nucleotides long. RefSeq lists its product as uncharacterized. NCBI's taxonomy places the organism in Eukaryota, Fungi, Ascomycota, Sordariomycetes, Amphisphaeriales, Sporocadaceae. The coding region runs from base 1 to 1737 and encodes 578 amino acids. Gene Ontology annotation, cellular component: peroxisome; mitochondrion; cytoplasm. Gene Ontology annotation, molecular function: catalase activity; heme binding. The transcript has 3 exons. The record is from RefSeq and is a predicted model, not a curated record. Gene Ontology annotation, biological process: hydrogen peroxide catabolic process; response to hydrogen peroxide.
AUGGCGCCUUCGGCAGAUACAUCUUUUGCUGCUCAUUCGUCUGCGCAAUUCGCAUCUUACGAAAAAGACCGACAGCUGACUUCUCAAGAUACCAUUUACGCCACAAGCAAUGGCGUCCCUAUGCCUCAUCCCUACGAAACUCAACGAGUCGGCGAAAAUGGGCCUCUAUUGCUUCAAGACUUUCAUUUGAUUGACCUACUGUCCCAUUUUGACCGUGAGCGAAUUCCUGAGCGAGUCGUGCAUGCCAAGGGUAGUGGUGCUCAUGGCUUCUUCGAAUGUACCAACCCCAUUCCCGAACUCACACAAGCCGACAUCUUUUCCACCAAAGGCAAAAAGUGCCCAGUCACUGCUCGAUUCUCGACCGUGGGUGGAGAGUCCGGUUCCCAUGACUGCGCUCGAGACCCACGAGGUUUCUCUGUCAAGUUCAGGACAGAGGAUGGGAAUUGGGAUAUGGUUGCCAACAACACGCCAGUCUUCUUCCUGCGGGAUCCUGCCAAAUUCCCCCAUUUUAUUCAUACACAAAAACGCGAUCCUGCGACUCAUCUGACUCAUGCGGACGAUUCUACGAUGUUCUGGGAUUAUUUGUCGCAAAACCCUGAAUCAAUUCACCAGGUCAUGAUUCUCAUGGGGGAUCGCGGUAUUCCGGAUGGCUACAGGUUCAUGCACGGAUAUUCUGGCCACACGCUCAAGUUUGUCAACAAGCAAGGUGAUUGGGUGUACACACAGGUGCAUUUCAAGUCACAGCAGGGUACCAAGUUUAUUACUCAGGAGGACUCUGCCAACUAUUCCCCAGACUACUCCCAAAAGGACUUGUUCGAAGCGAUUGAGCGUGGAGAAUACCCAAAAUGGGACGUCUCGAUCCAGACGAUGACUUCAAAGCAAUCUGAGGAAGUCUGGAGGGAUCAAGGCAUCAAUGUCUUCGAUUUGACCCAUGUAUGGCCGCAAGGCCAAUUCCCAUUGACAAAGGUUGGAGAAUUCACGCUCAAUGAGAAUGCCAGAAACUACUUUGCCGAGGUCGAGCAAGUGGCUUUCAACCCUUCGCAUAUGAUACCUGGUAUCGAGCCCUCAGCAGACCCCGUCCUGCAGUCGCGGCUCUUCUCAUACGCAGAUACUCAUCGUCACAGGCUUGGUGUCAACUACCAACAGUUACCUGUCAAUGCGCCACGCACUGCUUACAAGUUUGGCAACUUCCAGCGGGAUGGUCAAAUGGCCUUCUUCAACCAAGGUUCCCGGCCAAACUACCUGAGUUCCAUUGAACCAAUCAAGUUCAAGGCUCGCACUGUGGAUUUGGACAAGACCCAUGGACAAUUUGUUGGUGAUGCCGUUACUUUCUUGUCGGAGAUUCAACCAGCAGAUUUCAAUGCGCCUCGAGCCUUGUGGCAGCGUGUGUUUGACGAAUCCGCCCGCGAACGGUUCAUCAAUAAUGUCUCGGGAAAAAUGGAGCUUUGCAAGGAUAAGGAGAUCCUUAAGCGACAAAUUGCAAUCUUUCGCGAAGUUGAUGACGAUAUUGCCAAGAGACUUGAGAAGGCCACGGGCAUAAAAGGCUAUGACGGUAUUUCAAGCUUGUCUUUCAAUGGCACCCAUAAUGGUAUGACUAAGGACUCAAAAUUGAUGACUGCCAACGGCAUCACCUUGGCCAAGGGUACCAAUCUUGGUCACAACAACGGCGCGCCUUGCGGUAAUGGCACACAUCUGCACAGCAACGGUGUCAAUGGUGCCAAUGGUAUCCGUGUAUAA